AGGAAGCUGAGGCAGGAGUACUACCAAGAGUUUGAGGUCAGCCUGGGCUAUAUCAUGAAUGCAAGGCAAGCUAUUGUACAUAGGGAGAUCCUGUCUCAUGGGGAAAAAAAUGAGGAAAUUCUUAAAUAUUUGCUUCAUGUAACUUUCUGGCAGAACUAAGCUUGCUUCACAAAAAUAUUGGCUUUCUUUAAUUAACUUGGCCACUAUAGUUCUUAGUUCAAGUUUACUGUACAGACUGGAUUUGCUUCUCUCUUAUUGUCUUGUUUUAAGUUUAUAUGUUUUGUAACUGUCAAAGUUCUAAUGUUUUAGAAUACUGACUACAAAAUAGGCAGGAUUAGACUUCACAGUAGACUCUAGACAAACUCACUGAGGCAUAUUCUUUGUAAAUCUCUGGGGGACUUCCAGGAAAAUGGUGGAGAGAUGAGCAGCAGAGAAAAAAAUCUCUCUGAGAUUUGGUGUCCUGGCACAGGAAUAUAGGAGUGUGAGAAGGAGGAGAAGGAGGGAAGUGGGUCCCCAUGACCCAGGAAGGCUCUGAGAAUUGAAGUCCACAGGGAGAGUAAAGAGAGAGACUUCAACAAAGAGGAGAGAGGUAGCAAGAAACGUUUUCUCCCAGAGCCCAUACUCAUGGUGUGGGAAUGGGGGGUUUAACCUGCUGAUUCACAGUGAUUACUGGUGACCCCAGAAGCCUCCACAGAGAACACACCAGUGGAAUGGAGCCAUGAAUACAGUGGACUACAGUGGCUGGUGAGUUAUUUGGGCCCAGAUGUCACCCAGGAGAGGGCAAUUGGCUAGUAGCCAUCUUGUAGAGGAGCCAACUGAGCUGAGAACUCAAAACAGCUACAGGCUGACUCUAUCUAGUGGCACCUGGUAUCUCGGUGAGAGUGCUGAGUUCAAGUCAGCAGGAAGUCAGGGAGCAGAGUUCAAGGCAGCACGGAGCUGAGUUCAAGCUGCCAGGAGGCACACAGACUGUUGCAGGCUCAGCAAAUCCAGUUCCAGCCUCAUAGCCAGAAACUAGCCUAAACUUCAGAGGAACUAAAGGUACAGGCUGACUGGAAUUAUCCACUACUCCACCAUAAAGCUGGCUUGCUGGGAUUAAUCCAUUUGGAUCUGGACCCUGUCUGCCCACAUUGUCUACCAGUAACAACAGAGACACUCCUUGAAUUGGACUUUUUUUUCCUUUCUUUUUUUCUCUUUUCUGGUUUUUGUUCUUGUUUUAUUUUGUUUUUUCUUGAUUGUCUGAACACAGUUUCUAGUUUGUUGUUGUUGCUUGUUGUUUUUUAUUUCUUCCUUUCUCUUUCCCUCCUGUCUUCUUCUCCACUUUCUCAAAGUUUGUAUGGUCUUCCUUUUGUCCUCCAAAGGGACAAAUCUCUCCUAAUCUCUUCCUCUUCUUCUAUUUCUCUAUUUUCCCCUCAAUCCCUCUUCAGUCUUCCCCCCUAAGGGUAAAAUCACCAUAUUAAGGGCUUUUUUUUUUUGGUACUGGGGAUUGAACUUGGUACCUUGCACUUGUGAGGCAGGCAGCAGCACCACUGAGCUAAAAUCCCCACCCCAAAGGCUUUUUUUAUUGCAUACAAUUUUCUGGUUUGUUUUAGAUUUUGUUUUAUAAUCACAAAUCUAACUCAUAUGGUCAAAGGUGGCAAAUUAAUAGUUACCACAGUUUAUCAUUUUCUAUGCUGUGUUUGAUGCUAUUGCUAUUGCUGAUUGUACUACUUUAGCCAAGGUAACAUAAUCGUGCUAAACAGUUGUUCUUCCUGGUGUACCAAGACUGAGAUUGCCUAAGGGUCAUAAAUCUCUGAUAUUGCUCAGAUUUGGCAAGAGGGAUUAUGCCACUGUUACAUCCAGGGUUAAUUCUCCCUCCUCCAGGGGACAUUCAGUAAUGGAUGGAGCCAUUUUUGGUUGUCACAAAUAGAGGGAUAGAGAAAGGCUUCUGGGCAUCUAGUGGAUAAAAACCAAGAAUGCUGUUACACAUGCUACUGUGCAUGGCACAACCUCCCACGUAAAGAAUUAUCAGGGGCUGGGGAUUUAGCUCAGUGGUGCCUAUGCCUGCCUCACAAGCACAAGGUCCUGAGCUCCAUCCCUGGUACCAAAAAAAAAAAAAGGUCCAAAAGAUCAAUGAGGUAAGAAACUGUAAUACACCCCUCCAUGGCCCCAAGUUUUCUGUAGCAAAGGAGCUAUUUAGACCACAAGAAGAACUCAAAGCCCCUGAAAACUUCCCUUCUCAUGAACCCAGUUUGCUAAUGAAGCAGUCCCCUUAGGCACCUCUCAACCCAAUUAAAGGAUCAGAGAAGAGCUGUUGACAGGUUUAGUGUGGAUCGAGUAUACACCCUCUUCCAGAAACAGGUCGAUGCCAUGGGAAACUGGAGACACAUAAUCCUGUAAGUAAGCCUUCACCCUUCUUCCAGGACCUGCCCCAACCAGCCUUUCCAGGACUGAAAUAACACAGGGGCCCCACCUCCAUGUCACCUGUGCCCGGGACCUAGGGUGUCAGGUUCCCCAAGCAAUUCCUCCUCCACCCAAGGGAAAGCAAACUCCAUAGGCACCAAGGACCUGCAGGAGUUGGCCUCCACUUGGUCCUAGUCCCUUCCCCUCAAAGAGCUCUCACCCUUACCCUAGCCCUGGGGAAUGGAGCCCUAAAUGAAACCAGCUCUGGUUUCAACAAUCUGACUUUGACCGGAGUUGGGAAACUGGGAUCAGCUUCAAAGACUGGAGCCAAGAACAGACAUAGAAGAGGGCAGGAUGAAAAACAAUAAAUGAGUUUGCACUGGAAGAAAAGAGUGAAUUCAAAUCUAAGGUCCUUUUUCCCUGUGGCUUCCAAUGGCCUUGCUCUUUCCCUAAUGGUCCUUCAUCAUGGCUUUAAUACCGAUCACUGCAGUCUGAUUCAUGGAAGCAUAAGAGAGGGGAACGAGACAGUGACAAAGAGAAAUGGGAAGAGACACUGGUGGAGAAGGAUCUACCAGGGUGAGAGACAAAGACCCAGAGACAUGGGGGGGAGGGAGAGGGAAUGAGAGAAACAGAGACAGAGAGAGACAAAAAGGUUCAGCUAAAGAGACAGCAGUGUAGAGAGCUACAUACAGAAUUUCAGAGACAAACUAUAAGAGAUAGAGAACUAAGCUAUGAAAAAAUAGGCCUCCAGAAAUGAGAAAAUUGCAAGGAGGGAAAAGGUUUGCUCAAGGUCUCAUGACCAGUCAGAGGCAGAAACAGCUUUAACCCAGAGAAAUAGAAACAAGUGCCCAGAACAUCAAAGGGAGUAAGUCCAUUCCUCAUCACCACACACACACACACACACACACACACACACACACACACACCAGCCAGGCCCAGAGGAAAAGCCUUUGACCACUGACCACAGUGGGGAUAGCUGAGGCUGAGAUCAGCCUGCAGGCUGGAGGGCUUUGGGCCAACCAAAAAGGCUUCCUGAGGUGUGACCCCACUAUCUGGCCCCAUCCCAGCUGGCUGUGAGCAGAGGGUUUGCACAAAAGGAAUGGUAGAAAGGUGGGAGAAGGCUGCAUUCACUGGAAGAACAAAGGAAGGGGGUGGAGUGACAGAGGAGGGGUGUGGAAAGAGACAAUUUUUAAGAGCAGCUGCCAUCCCCCAAACACACUCAGAGCUCCAGGACAUAUUUCAGCUGCCCCAAAUUGCCUUCAGCAUGGACAGUAUGAGCACAGCCAUCUUACUCCUGCUCCUGGCUCUGGUCUGUCUGUUCCUGACCCUCUGCUCAAGGGGGAAGGGCCAGCUGCCUCCAGGGCCGAGACCCCUCCCACUCCUGGGAAACCUGCUUCAGCUUCGCUCCCAAGACUUGCUGACUUCACUCACUAAGCUGAGCAAGGAGUAUGGCUUGGUGUACACAGUGUACCUGGGGCUCAGGAGGGUGGUGGUCCUCAGUGGGUAUCAAGCUGUGAAGGAGGCACUUGUGGACCAGCGAGAAGAAUUCAGUGGCCGUGGUGAAUGCCCUGUGUUUUUCAACUUUACUAAGGGUGAGGGCAUCGCUUUCUCCAAUGAAGAACAAUGGAAGGUCCUGAGAAGGUUCUCGGUCCAGAUUCUCCGGAACUUCGGGAUAGGAAACAGGAGCAUUGAGGAGCAGAUCCUGGAGGAAGGCAGGUUCCUGCUGGAGGAGCUGCGGAAAACUGAAGGCAAUCCCUUCAAUCCGUUUAUGCUGAGCCACUCGGUGUCCAACAUUAUAUGUUUGGUGGUCUUCGGCAGCCGCUUCCACUAUGAUGAUGAGAGGCUGCUUACCAUUAUCCAGCUAAUGAACGACAACUUCCAAAUCAUGAGCAUGCUCUGGGGCGAGCUGCACAACAUCUUCCCGAGCCUCCUGGACUGGAUGCCGGGGCCACACCGACGCAUAUUCCAGAACUUUGGGCGGAUGAAAGAGCUCAUCGCUCUCAGCGUCUGCGAACACCAGCCCUCCCUAGACCCCAAUUCUCCCUGGGACUUCGUCGACUACUUCCUCACCAACAUGGCACAGCUAACCUCUGACCUGUUAAGCCACUUCCACAUGGAUACCUUGCUGAUGACCACACACAACCUGCUCUUUGGCGGCACCGAGACAGUGGGCACCACGCUGCGCCACGCCUUCCUCAUACUCAUGAAGUACCCCAAAGUGCAAGGUCACCUCCCCCCUCCACCCCGGCUGCCGUCGCUGGAAGACCGCGCGGCCAUGCCUUACACUGAUGCGGUGAUCCAUGAGGUGCAGUGCUUCGCAGAUGUUAUCCCCAUGAACUUACUGCACCGCGUCACUCGGGAGAUGGCCUUCCGCGGCUUCCUGCUACCCAAGGGCACGGAUGUCAUCACCCUGCUCAAGCACUAUGACCCCAGCCAGUUCCCAAAGCCCCAAGAGUUCAACCCCCAGCAUUUUCUGGAUACCAAUCAGUCCUUCAAGAAGAGCCCUGCCUUCAUGCCCUUCUCAGCUGGGCACCGACUGUGCCUGGGCGAGCCCCUGGCGCGAAAGGAGCUCUUCCUCUUCUUCACCGCCAUCCUGCAGAACUUCACACUGCAGCCGCUGGUGGCGCCCGAGGACAUCGACCUGACCCCGCUCAGCAGCGGUCUGGGCAGUUUGCCACGGCCCUCUGAGAUGUGCUUGAGCGUGCGCUGACGCCCGGCCCUUCAGGAUUGGCCUGUGAGCGGCCAGGCCGGCCGGCGCGCCGGGUCGGGUCGUUGGGGCCUCAUCCGCCUCGCUGUCAGUCUCUUCCCUGCACCUGGGCCUGCCCCGUGCCCGUCCUUCAUCCCUCCUCUCUGAAUCCCACCUGCACGCGGAGGAAAACGGGAAUGGGAAGGGUGUCUUAUUCCAACAGAACUUGAUCUUUGAUGCCCUUUUUUCUCUUUGUAUCAUUUUCUAGCAAAUUAUGUUUGUACGAUCCAAACCUGUCUGGGCUGAUGAAUUAAUGAAGGAGGACAGUCUCGGGUGGGGAGAGAGAAGCCUGGCUGCAGAGAGGAGAGACACCUGUGACUAAUGGUACCAUCACCUUCAGGGCGGCCACAGUACCAGACAGGGUUUCUUGGUUUCCUGGAGAAUGGAGGCGAAAAGACGGCAGCCCGGAGAGACCAAACGGGCGUCCGUGAGAGAUGUAAGCAAGAUUGUGAGGGCCUGAGAAAAGAUUAGGCGUACAUGGUGCUUCCUAUUCAUUUAAUUCUCCCCUCCUUGUGAGGCAAAGCAGUUAUUUUUAUCACAUGUUUACAGAUGAAUAAACUGAGCCUCAGACAGGUGAGAUGACUUGUCCACGAUCACACAGCAGAGAUGGGCAGAGCCUGGAUCUCAGCAGUCCGGCCCCAGGCACUGGGCUUGGGACCACCACCCUUCAAUCUCUCAAGUCAGAGACAGAGGAAGAUAC
This is a messenger RNA of Heterocephalus glaber (naked mole-rat), 5825 nucleotides long. RefSeq names its product cytochrome P450 family 2 subfamily F member 1 (gene Cyp2f1). Gene Ontology annotation, cellular component: cytoplasm; intracellular membrane-bounded organelle. Gene Ontology annotation, molecular function: oxygen binding; arachidonate epoxygenase activity; iron ion binding. Gene Ontology annotation, biological process: xenobiotic metabolic process; epoxygenase P450 pathway. The record is from RefSeq and is a predicted model, not a curated record. NCBI's taxonomy places the organism in Eukaryota, Metazoa, Chordata, Mammalia, Rodentia, Bathyergidae.